AUGUUACUUUUGCUUGAAUUGGUUUUUCUCAUCAUAAAUAUUUCGAAAGGAGAGAAUGAUUAUCUACACCUGCGAGUGAUAGACCCAUCGACAUUGCCAUUUACAUAUCGUUUAAGUCCCGGCCAAAUAGGACCUCAUUUUAACACGACAUUUACAUCUACUUUAUUAGUGGUGACGGAACCUCCUCACGCUUGUGAAUUAGUGAGUAAUGCCCAUGAAGUUAACCGGAAUAUUGCCCUCAUAAUUCGUGGAGGGUGUAGUUUUGUUACCAAAGCUAUCAAUGCUCACGUUGCCGGUGCAGUUGCUGUGAUCGUUUAUGAUUUUAACCGCAAGGCUAUUCAAACGUUUAGCAUGAUUCAGGAUGAUACUUCCAGAAGAGUGCAAAUACCAUGUGCGUUUAUGAAUGGGAAAGAUGGGCAUUCAAUAACCACUGCUUUAGAUAAUUUAAAUUUAACAAAAGCAGUAGUCGAUUUUCCUAUUAAUGUAACUACAGUCCCAAUAUAUCAGUUGCGUUUAACUCCAUGGACAUUAUGGUGA
This is a messenger RNA of Schistosoma turkestanicum, 537 nucleotides long. Lineage: Eukaryota; Metazoa; Platyhelminthes; Trematoda; Strigeidida; Schistosomatidae. The record is from the annotation of a GenBank genome assembly.